AUGCCAUCGCGACGCAGCCACACCAAGUCCCGGAAGGGUUGUCUGGAGUGCAAGAGGAGACACAUCAAGUGCGAUGAAGAACUCCCGAAAUGCACUCUGUGUCGGAAGCGCAAGCUAGAAUGCAGCUACCCUCCAAAUUCAAAUGACCUAGAUAGUUCUCAAGGCUCACCUGCUCCUCGUGAUGAUUCCGAGAGCACACUGACGCCGUCUGAUGAUCUAGCUAUACCAAACCGCAUGGUAGAGAUGAGGCUCAUGCACCAAUAUUUGACAUCGACUCACCUCACACUCGCCAGGGAUGGUAUGUCUUCGCAUCAUUUGGCAAUGGUCAUUCCUCGGAUGGCUACUUCUUUUCCCUACCUGCUAGACAGCAUCCUUGCUUUGACCGCAUUGCACUUGGCUACUGUCGAGCCGGAAAACCAUUUAACCUGGCUUGAUGCUGCGGUGCGGUACCAGAGCCAUUCGUGUUCUGGGAUGGGUAAAGUUCUCCCAGUAAUUACGCCCGAGCACUAUGAGCCAGCUUUCAUGUCGUCUAUCUUCAUCAUGCUGUUCGCCAUAGGGCUUUCGGGCCUCUCCCGGGCUAAUCGCCCUAUGGAUCCUAUCGCUGCGGUAUUGGAAGUGCGAACCCUGAUAACCGGCUGCGCAAUGCUCUUCAAUCGCUUCUCAGAGGUAGGUGCUCAAGUAGACCUUGAGCGCUGGUCUGAGAUUUCUGGAAUCCAGGAAUGCCUGGAAAUCGAGCCGCAGCCAGACAACAAAACCUCUGAUAAUGGUCCUCUAAAAUUACUCGAGCUCCAUAAGAACCUAAUGAAUUCACUUAUGCGGUUACUAGCCGUGAUUGAUAUCGAUCGGUCCCCAAAUCAACCAGUUUAUAAAGCUGCGUGGGAUUCUUUGCACCAGGCCGUCGGACCAUGGCCAAGGCUCGGUGACCAUGGCGGAGUCAUUUCAUGGCCGUUUCUUAUCACCGAGGAGUUCAUCUCUCUAGCACAGAAUGGUCACUGGAUUGCGCGGAUUCUCUUUCUUCACUAUAGCGUUGCUAUGCGCCUAUGGGGCAACCGUUGGUAUGUGCGUGAUUGGGGCCGUCGGUCGGUCCUCGCUAUACUAAACACCAUCGACGAAAUUCCGCCCCAUUGGGCGGAAACAAUAUCUUGGAUUAAAGAAGGCGUUGAAAUCAAUGACUAG
Molecule: messenger RNA, 1176 nt
Organism: Penicillium atrosanguineum
Lineage: Eukaryota; Fungi; Ascomycota; Eurotiomycetes; Eurotiales; Aspergillaceae
Exons: 4
Coding region: 1-1176 (391 amino acids)
Biological process (GO): regulation of transcription by RNA polymerase II
Molecular function (GO): zinc ion binding; DNA-binding transcription activator activity, RNA polymerase II-specific
Source: RefSeq, a predicted model, not a curated record